GGAAGUACACGCUAUGUGCGUCCUAACUUGACACGUGAACAAAAAUCGAUGGAUCUCCUGCAGGAGCAGUGAAACUCGUGGCGAAAUCAAAGUUCCUUUCCCCAGACCUGCUUCUUACCCAGCUAUGCAGCUCCAGGAGUGGUGGCGUUCGUUUUGCUCCCAUGCGGGACUCGGAGGGUCUGAAGCCGAGAAGCUGUGGAGCCUCCUGCCGUCCCUGCCGUCCCUCUCCCUGUCCACCUCCUCCCUGCUGGGCUUAGGAGCCCUGGCGUCCCUCACCGUGUACUGGCUGCUCACCCGUCCCCGGCCCCUCCGUCCUCCCUGUGAUCUACAGGCCCAGUCUGUGGCUGUCGGGGGAGACCCCAGCUGCAGGAGAUCUGCUCUUCUUAAAGACGACAAUCUGCUGGAGUUCUACUACGAAGACACCAGGACCGUCUAUGAGAUGUUCCAGAGGGGUCUGAAGAUCUCAGGAGACGGUCCGUGUCUGGGCUACAGGAAGCCAGGCCAGCCCUACGAGUGGAUCUCCUACUCCGAGGUGGCUCAGCAGGCCCAGUGGAUGGGGAGCGGCAUGAUUGUCAAAGGUUGCCAGCAGUUUGUCGGGGUUUACUCUACAAACAGACCUGAGUGGGUCAUUGCAGAGAUGGCCUGCUACACCUACUCCUUGGCUCUGGUGCCUCUGUACGACACGCUGGGGGUGGAGGCCAUGGUCCACAUCCUCAACCUCGCCGAGAUGUCCCUGCUGGUCUGUGACCGCGAGGAGAAGGCAGCGUUGUUGCUGGAUUGCAAGGAGAAAGGACUGACUCCCAAGAUCUCCUGCCUGGUUCUGUUCAACGACUUCAGCCCGGCCUUUGGAGAGAGGGCCAAGAAGUGCGAGGUGGACGUCCUGACCCGGCAGCAGCUCAUGGAGCUGGGCAAGCAGAACCUCAGAGAUCCCGUGCUGCCCCGGCCUCAGGAUCUGGCAGUGGUUUGCUUCACCAGUGGAACCACAGGGAAGCCCAAGGGAGCCAUGAUCACCCACGGGAACAUCGCCUCCAAUACUUCCUCUGUCAUUAAGAUCCUGGAGGGUUCGUUCGUGAUCCGGCAGGAGGACGUGUCCAUCUCCUACCUGCCUCUUGCCCACAUGUUUGAGAGGAUGAUCCAGCUCACCAUGUACUGCUACGGAGCCCGAGUGGGAUUCUUCCAGGGGGACGUUGCUCUUCUCAUGGAUGACAUCAAAACCCUCAAACCGACCCUCUUCCCCGUUGUGCCUCGUAUUCUUAAUCGCAUCUACGAUAAGAUCCUGGGUUCUGUGACCUCGCCGUUCCGGCGGGCUCUGCUCCACUACGCUGUCAGGAGGAAGCAGGCCGAGCUGUGCAGGGGGAUCGUUAGGAACAACAGUCUGUGGGACAAACUGGUGUUCAGCAGGAUUCAGGCCAGCUUAGGAGGUAAUCUCCGGUUCGCCUUGACUGCCUCAGCACCCAUCUCCUCCACAGUUCUGUCCUUCCUCAGAGCCACCAUGGGCUGCAUGAUCUGCGAGGGCUACGGUCAGACGGAGUGCACCGGAGGCUGCACCUUCUCCCUGAUAGGAGACAGCAGCACGGGUCACGUCGGAGCUCCUUUACCAUGCGCCAUGGUGAAGGUGGUGGACAUCCCUGAGAUGAACUACUUUGCAAAGAAUGGCGAAGGAGAGAUCUGCAUCCGUGGCCCCAGCGUGUUCAAGGGUUAUCUGAAGGACCCGGAGAAGACGGCGGAGGCCCUGGACGGCGACGGCUGGCUCCACACCGGGGACGUGGGCCAGUGGCUUCCAAACGGCACGCUGCGCAUCAUCGACAGGAAGAAGCACAUCUUCAAGCUGUCCCAGGGAGAGUACGUGGCUCCGGAGAAGAUCGAGAACGUCUACGUGCGCUCCGUUCCUGUCCUCCAGGUCUUUGUGCACGGAGACAGCUUACAGUCCUACGUUGUCGGGAUAGUCGUGCCCGACAAAGAGGUGUUUGUUGACUGGGCCAAGGAGCGGGGCUUUGUGGGGUCCUACCAGGAGCUGUGCCAGAACCCUGAUGUGAAGAAGGCAGUAUUAGAAGACAUGAGAGACGUGGGCAAGGAGGCGGGGCUCAAGUCCUUCGAACAGGUGAAGGAUCUGUAUUUACAUCCGGAGAUGUUCAGCGUCGCCAACGGCCUUCUCACGCCCACCCUGAAGAGCCGGCGCACCGACAUCCGCCGGGUGUUUCAAGAACAGCUGGCCAACAUGUACAAGACUCCAGUUUAGCUCCAGAACGCCGUAGGGUCAGCCGGGUGUAAAAAAGGGAAAUACUGUCGACGGUACCUGAAGAAAAUUAGUCCCGCUGCUUUGCUUUUCAGACAUUUUAACUCCACUCUGUGACGUGAUUCCAUUCUCCGCCGUUGUGUGGAGACUGCGUAUCUGGUCAAUGGUCCCGUUCUCACUGUCACCUCUAAUUCCUGCCUGUAACUCACUGGAGAUCGUCGUUAGGAUGUCACCUUCACCAACUGUUUGACAUUUUGUUCACGCUGCACUUCUUUCAAGGAGAUUUUAAAGAGGCCAAGUGUACAUUUUGCUCAUAAAAGCUACGUUACCUGUAGGUUUGUGUUGUACAGACGUCAGGGACUCAUAAGCAUUUAUACCCGUUGAACUUUUCCUAUUUUUUUGAAUGUUACAACCAUAAACUGUCAUGUAUUAAGUUCAGAUUUUAUGUAGUAAAGCAACAAAGUACAGAGUUCCUCCAAAAUCUCCAUUUUAACAUUCCAUACUUUUCUAUGGUCAAUUUUCAAGCUAUUUUGUUUAGUUUGUAUGCAAUAGUUGCCUUUUAAGUACAAAACACUUGAGUUUUAUUAUGUUUUUCAAUGCAGGUAUCAUGAAACAGCACAUUGCUGAAAUUAACGAGCUACUGUUGAAAUCCAGAGAAACUCAGAUCAGUCAAAUUCUGUUAUAGCGCAAACAUUUGGACCGGAUUGUGUCAGAUUAAAUACAGAUAACUUCAGUUUAGUCAUUAAUUUCAGGUCUUUUAACAUUUCAACCAAACUCAUUUUUAGGCCUGGGUCUAUUUUAAAGCUCUGAGGUUAAUGGAUCAAAAAGUAAAAAAAUAAUAAUAAUAAUGGAUUUAAAUGUGACAUUUUUGUUUUAUUGUUGAACAAAUGUUGAGCAAAAGAACAGAAACUAAAGUUGUGAUGGAGCAAAUCACAGGUGAAGCUCAAAUUCAACUGUGUGUAAACAGGCUUUUAAAAAGAAAUAACAUCUUUGGAUUUACAGAAUAAAGUUUAGAAAUGUACAUUUAUUUCCAUAUUGAAAUUGACUUUUCAAAAUUUAUAUCCAGAUGAACCAAAUCCUAUAUUUUUGCCUGUUUUUCACUUUGAAGGUAGUGAAUAACUGAGGUGGUUAAUUACUUUGCUGAAUAACUUCAAGCUGUGAGUACAGCCUCCAGUUCUGGGGUCAGAUUUACACUAAUCCGUUUCGCUCGCUCUUUUUUCCUAAAUAAUUUGACCACGGUCAGAUUGUGAGUCUGAAUGUUUUAAUGUCUGCCUAUAGAUUCUUGAUUGGAUUAAGCUCUGGGCUUUGACUAGGCCAUUCUAACAGAUGAACAUGCUUCCAUCUAAACCAUCCCAUUGUAGGAUGUUUGGGCUCAUUGUCCUGCUGUCCUUCUAACAUGUUUUUUUUCCUGGAUUGCCCAGUAGUUACCUCAAUUUAUCAUAGAAGCUAAGCAGUUUCCAUAUCUCUGUGUAAGAAAAAGCAUCCCCAUCAUGGUGCUGCCAUCACUUUUCCUCCUGAGGAGGGUGUUUGCGUUCCAGUUUUCCUCUACAUCCAACAUGCUAACAGGCCAAACCCUGAGCAGCACAUCUUCUUUCACAUGUUAAUGUGACUUUUUUGGUUUCUUUCAACAAUAGCUUCAAUCAUGCCGCCCUUUCUAUUCACUGGAUUUUAUUUAUUGGCAUUAAAGGCUGCAUAUAUGUGCAUAACUUUGAGAUUUACAUAAAAAAGUGAAAAAUAAUCAAAUUUACUUUUCAAAUAUGGGCCAUUUCAUGUUGAUCUAUCACAAAAAUCCCAGUAGAAUACGUUGACAUUUAUGGUUGUAAUGUUGAAGUUUAAAGGGUGUGAAUACUUGUUCCAAGGUUGUUUUUUUUUAUUUUUUAGCUCAGUGGUCACAACUAUGAAGAAGAUGUUAAGCUAAACUCAGAAUUAAUAAUUUCAAUCAUGACUUGUUAGAAAUAAAGGACAAACUGUUCAACUUG
This is a messenger RNA of Fundulus heteroclitus (mummichog), 4215 nucleotides long. It is a transcript of the gene acsl2, whose product is annotated as acyl-CoA synthetase long chain family member 2. Gene Ontology annotation, molecular function: arachidonate-CoA ligase activity. The transcript is spliced from 20 exons. Gene Ontology annotation, cellular component: endoplasmic reticulum; membrane. Gene Ontology annotation, biological process: long-chain fatty acid metabolic process; long-chain fatty-acyl-CoA biosynthetic process; very long-chain fatty acid metabolic process. Bases 125 to 2239 code for a protein of 704 amino acids. The record is from RefSeq and is a predicted model, not a curated record. Lineage: Eukaryota; Metazoa; Chordata; Actinopteri; Cyprinodontiformes; Fundulidae.